Colletotrichum orchidophilum is the source of this 321-nucleotide messenger RNA. RefSeq names its product cytidine and deoxycytidylate deaminase zinc-binding region. The transcript is spliced from 3 exons. The record is from RefSeq and is a predicted model, not a curated record. Bases 1 to 321 code for a protein of 106 amino acids. NCBI's taxonomy places the organism in Eukaryota, Fungi, Ascomycota, Sordariomycetes, Glomerellales, Glomerellaceae.
AUGCUCUUUUCCCGAGUUCUGUUGACGUUUGGUGCUGAAGGCUUUGGCUCGGCGCAUUUUGUAAUUCCAAAUGAUGACCAGGACAUGAUUGGUCUGGCAGUGAACUCGAUACCCGCAGCGAGGCGAGUUGAGUGCGUGCAGAAGACAAACGUGGCACUUUUCCAGCAAAGCGGACCUUGCCCCUUUGCCGCGUUUGGCACCAUCAUCGUAAACCACACCAGCGAUGAGGUUGUUUGUGAGGGAGCAAACUUCGGAAAUGGUGACCCUACAAGUAAGUUUGAGGACAGUGAUUUUGCUAAACAGGGCAUGGCACCUACGUAG